AGAAAGAGGGGACGGGGGGGGAGGGGGAGGUAGGAAGGAGGUGCCCAAGGUUUGUGUAUGUGGUCCUCGCGCCGGAGCUCCUUCUUCUUUAUGGCCACGUUGUUACUGGACUUGUUGUUUAUUUUGAAUUACGUCCCUCCCGAUUCUCUGCUUCGAGACCUCUGCGGAGUAUCCUUUCCCGUGCCGCGAGGACCCCUUUCACGCCAGUUCUUGGAGUUGUUGCAAUCACACUUAGGCCUGACUGACCCUGGUCGAUCACGUUGGCAUGGCGCAAUUCCUGCGGAUUACCAGUUUUUCGCGGCUCGUCACUCUUAGUCUCGCAUGGAAUCCUCUGGAAUUGUUUUUGUGACGAAUUUGUGGAAAAAAUUGCGGUCAAGUCUUCUUUUCCCGCCUAUGUGUCAAGAACGUGAGUACUCUCUUGCGGUGUUGGCUCGAGCUCAGGAGAGGCUGAAGAAGCGCCUAGCUGCUGGCGUUUAUGUUUCCUAAUUGGCGAAUGUUUUCUGUGUGGCUGAGGAGCAAGACGCGCGAUCAAAUAGUGAUAAGCACAUUCAGGGAACGCCUUAUCAUCUACGGUGUUUGCCUGACAUCCUGGUCCAUCCACAUGAAGCCUUAAAACGUCAACCUCUGCACGAAACAGAGCUAUCAUGAAAGUAGAGAUUAUGAUCUACCGUAAUUUUGUAUGCAGGCGCAAAGGGUUAGGAACCACAAAGUAGGAGCCAUGCGGGGGGGCAGUGAGGGACCGAAUUGGAUACUCCUUGCUGGAGGAGCCGCUGUUACAGCAUUGAGUUACGUCAUUGGACGAAGGCAGAAGCAUGGAUUUGAAGAUGUAGGAGACGUGCGUGAGGGAAAGUCGGGCAAGUUCGGGCUUGCGAAUCACAAUGAUAUUUUUGAGCCUGAACACGACGAUUUAGCAUCAUCAAAAACCUACUCGCAUCAAGAAUCAUUUGGUAGUGUAACUUCGAACGAACUUGACGACUCUACGCGUUCAGGGUUGCCGACAUCCCCAGCACGUGUGCACGGCACAAGCACACGAGGGCUUUGUGAUGCUUUUCAAGCAAGCAAUCAUCUGGAUAGGCGACAUUCGCAAAAUAUUUCACAAGAUGAUCCUACAGUUGAAUUCUCCAAGGAAGUGUUAUCUGAGGAAGAAAGAGAUUUUCAAAGGAGAAUUUCAAUCGCUCAGGAGGAUAUGCGACGUAGUUACCAGCAAGGAGUGCUGAUUGGUCGCUCAGCGAAUCGAAACAUGGUGCACAGAUUGCGGAAGCAACUGAGGAGUCGAGACGAGAUGAUUUUGAGUAUGCAGAACCAAAUAUCCGAGUAUGAUAGAAGCCUAUCUCAGUCUGAUGCUCAUAUGUCUGUGUUGCAAGCUCGUCUGGUGGAAAGCAGCAAGGUGAUUUCGGACUUCUACACGGAGGUCCAUCUUCUUCGGGCGCACUUAGCUGAUCUUUUCCAGUUUGGUGGAAGGAUAGAAGAUUACAAUCAGUUAGUAACUGAAGGUGCUGAACAGAUCGCCAAUUAUGGAGAUGAACACAGUGAUUUGAAUUCAACAUUGUUGGAGCUCAAGAUGUUUAGAGAGGAUUUGGAUCGAUUGAAAGAGGAGACAACUGCGAAAGAAAGUGCAAGGCAAGCUUUAUCUCAGGGUUACAAAGCCUUGCUUGAGAAGGUAGACCGACUUGAAUGUGCGUUAAAAGAGCAGGGAAUGCUCGUUUCUGAGAAGGAGAAUGAGCUAGACAUAAAUCGAAUGGAGCUUGCCAGAGUCAAUUCUAAAUUGCAAGAUAUUCACCAUCGGCUGCAAGCACAGGUCGAGGAGAUGGAAGCUUUGAGGCACUGCAAUGCAAAACUGGAGGCCUGUAUUCACAAGUUCAAUUUAAGAAGAUUUAGUCCUCGAGGCAUUCGCAGUAGUGAGGAGAUCACUUCUUCAACAAGCACUGAAGUUUCAGACAGUUCAAGUCACCCUCGUGAAGGCGGAGAAGACCUGGAACUUUCUGACUUAUGCUCUGAAGUUGAGUUGGACUUUACUGAGGACUACAAUUAUACUGCUGUAAGUGAUAGCAUGGUGGUAACCUUGCAGCAGGAAGUUGAGCAGCUUUCAACAGCUGUUUCUUCCCAAUCCAAAGUGGUGACUGAGCAAAAAGAAUUAACAACCAAUCUUGUUGAGGAUCUUCAGGUGAACGAGGUCAGCAUGAAGUUGACCGACACGGUGAAGAGUGAGCAAGUGGAUAAAGAGAUGGCCGAUAUAAAGAAAUACCAGGCCAAAAUUGAAGAACUUGGUCAGAAAGUAUCAAACCUCAGUCGGGACAGCACCGAUGAAGUCGGCACCGAGCAAAGCCUUCACGUAGCUGCUUUGUUACGUGGUCUUGCUGAAAAGCUCGCUGCGCAGGAAGAGCAGGCAAAACAGACAGCUGUGGGAGUUGAGCAACUAUCGACGUCGCUCCAGCAAUUGAAUCCUAGUCCUACAAAGAGUGAGGAAGUUGAGAUGCCGCUGGAGGGAGAGCCUGACUUAAAAGAUGUGCAUUCAAAUGAUGUUGGAAAUAUUAAAAACAAUUCCUCUAGCGCUCAUGUCAAAUACGCAGAUGAGGAUAGCAAUGUAAUUAUCAGCAGCAAUAAUGCGAAUGAUACUCACGUGGAGUAUCAAGCUUUGGAGAGUAGACCUGUCCCUACUGAAGUAGAGAAUACCGGUCAUAUAACAUGGGACGUGCAGCAGAAGUACAGGUAUUUCCCCUAUGAGGUAGAGCAAGUGAUGGCAGCUAAUACUCCAGAUAACGAGACUGUGGAAUUUUUGCCCAUACUAGAAGAGUUCUCUCCACUCGUGCGACAAGCAAGAAGCCCUCGACUGGGCACUGGAAGCUCUAGGAGAUACUUGUUUAAUUCAGGUACUACUGAUGAGAGUGGCCAAGCAAAUAGUUUGGAGGCUUCCAGUGGAUAUUUGGUGACUACUGCGGAGAGUCCUCUAGGAGUGCAAUCAAGCACAGAGAGCCCUUUGUUGAUAGAUCGUUCCGAUGCAGCUUCAACUUCUCCAGUCUCCCAAAUGCUUUCACAAUUGGAUUUUAAGUCAGAGUUUCCUGAAACUUCUAGCUUGCAAGAAGCUUCAGUGGAAGUAUUGCUGCCCGACUCUCCUAAGGAAAUGGUCGAAGAUGAAGAAGGUUUAUUUGAGGAAGUCUAUACUCCAAGAGCGGCCAGAUCAAUCGAGUCAGAAGCCAACAAUUCAAGUGAGGAGGAGACGAUUGGGGCUGCGCCUAUUGACGAGUCCGAAACCAAUACUCCAAGUGCGGACGGGAUCAUGGAGGCAGAGCAUGUUGAUGAUUCAAUUUCUGAGUCAGGAUCUGAGUCAAGAGGCUCAAUCGACGCUGAAUUUGAUGAGAUACUGGAUGGAACCCUCGAAGAUCUGGUCAAAAUCUUCUCGACAUCUGUGACUCCCUCCGGCACACCUACAUCCAGUGUCCUCUCUCAGAAUAGUGGAUCAAAAAGAUUCCAAAAUUUUUGAAAAUUUCGAAAUCAUGUCUCUCUGUACGCUCGCACGGCUCGAUAUUUACGCGACAGAGGUAAUUCUCGUGCUGAGCAACUCAUCUCAGAAAUCUGCAGCACUGUACAAGUAGGGGCACAAAUUGUGAAGAUUCAAAGCCAGCAGACGACCUGUUCAGUUCAUUGAUUAUAUUCUGGAGUUGUAUUAUGAAGUUGACGUCAUCCUCUGACACAUGAUACUUGUGCAUAAUAGUGCAAAGUCCGUUCUAAAAUUUGUGCGAGUAGAGUACUCUGUACUAGACAAACCAAGAGGUUUCCCCAAAUCUUUGGUGUCUUUAUUUGAUGUCUUUCUGGAAAGUGAGUAAAUCUUGAUGGGGAAUGCAUGCUGAACGCCCUGUGUAAAUUUUUAAUUUUAAGAAAAUCUUUUUUCCAUUCCA
Molecule: messenger RNA, 3896 nt
Organism: Physcomitrium patens
Lineage: Eukaryota; Viridiplantae; Streptophyta; Bryopsida; Funariales; Funariaceae
Source: RefSeq, a predicted model, not a curated record